UAGAGAAAGAAGUUUCGUUUGCCAAAAAGAAGCAAAAUGGCAGAUAAAUAUUCAUCAGAUCUUUGUCGAGUUGUGAUUGCUCAGAUUACGCAAACUAUAGGAUAUAGCAGCACUCUAAGUGCACCUUUGGAGCUUCUACAAGAUGUUAUGCAAAAGUUUAUGGACGAGUUUGCCCGUGACCUCCAUGGACACAUGGAACAUGCAAAUCGUCUUGAGCCUAGUGUUAAGGAUGCUCGUCACAGUUUUAAAAGUCUAAAUAUUAAUGUACAAGAGUUAUUGGAUUAUAUUGGUAAUGUAGAGCCAGUGGGUUUCACGCGCGAUGUACCGCUGUUUCCCAUUAAGAGGGCAUCGAAUAUGAACUUUUUGAAACCUGGCAGUGCCGAAACUCUGACGAGGCCUAUACACAUCUUUGAAUACUUGCCACCGAUGCAGGAAACUGAGUGCAGGGAGACUGAAAGGGCAGAGUUCACACAGAAACUAGAGGAUCUCUGUGCCAAUACAGAAAUUGUUGAUAAACUUGGCUGCUUUAAUCAUCAUAACAUAGAGUCCCAGUCUUCGAACCCAGCUACGUUGCAUUUCCCUUUAUCAAGCAAUAAUAAUAACGUUGAAUCAGAUCAGAACCGUUCUUCUAUGUGGGAACUGAGCAGUGUGGUGAUGACUACAGGCGGCUUUAUCAGUCCUGCUAUUGAAGGAAAACUACCAGAAACCGUUGUACCGGACAUAAUUGAGGAAUACAAAGGUCUAGAUGCACCGCCCAUAGCGGCGUUAAUUCCCACACCGUUGGCCUGCUCCCCCAAAUUAGAAACAACGUCAACUAGAAAGAUAAAGGCACCAUUGCCAGAACAAGAAAUAGAUAAUGAAAAGCAAAUAUCUGCAACAAUAACUGCAACAAAUGUUAAUUCGGAGCCAUCACUAUUUAAUAAUAAUAAUUUACCCACGCCCAAAGCAUCAACUAAGAAAAAUAAAAAACAGAAAGAUGACUUAAGCCGCGAUAAAACCGAUUCAAAAACCCAGGAAAAAGCCCAAAAAAAAGCCAUGAAGCUGUAUCAAAAAUUAGCAAAGAAUGAAAGCGAAGAAAGUAAAAUGUUUAAUUUGAAAAGGUCAAGAAAGUCAGCCGAUGGAAAUAGGGCACAACAACUCGAAAAGCUUAUGAGAAAAGAAGCUAAGCAAAGGCAAAAGCAAUUAAAAGGCCUAACAAUGGAAGAUAAAAGUCUAAAUUAUGUGGAAAAUCCAGAAAGUUUAAAUGCAAGUGUGAGUUUCAAUACAGGUAAUACAGAACUUGUUAAAAGUUUCACUGACCCGAUACCUGCUGUGCCUGCUAACCAAAAUGAUCACAGUUCAGGACUUAUUUUGGCAGAAGCUAAAAAGACUUGCGAGCCAGAACGUAAUAAAUUGGAUAUAUUCAAGAAAAUUACAAAGCAAAGAAUGGUUUUACCACCUAGCAACGCUUUUGGUAAACCCAUAAUAGCAGGAAACCCACCUGUAAUAAGCUUACCGUCUGGGACAACCAUAACUCCUACAAAUGCAACAACACCGUUGGCUUUACCUUUAAUUGCUUUAAAUCCAGAGACAACGAUAAGAAAUUGUAAUAUAACGGAGCAAAAACAAUCGUCAAAAGUUUACCCCAUUGACAUGUUAGUUAAGCCCAAGAAAAGGGGUCGGAAGCCGGGUGGAAAAAAUCAAAUAAAAUCAACAAAUCUCGCAGCAUCUCAAUCUUUAAUUAACUUGCCCAUUACCAAUUUAAUAAAUUCUGCAAACACAUCCAGUGAGCAGCCACUUAACCUAAGCAAUUUCACAGAUCAGACAGUGAAUUUAAUUUCCAAAAAUGUUAUAUUAAAAGAAAAAAAGGAAAGGAAAAAACUCAAAUUAAAAUAUGAAACUCCGACUGAUAAAAAUGCCAAGGAAGUCAAUAAGAACAUGGCGUACACUUCUCCCGAAAAAUUCUCUUCUUUAACAAAAAUGAAUGUAGUUCGUGAUCAGUUUGUCACGUCCCCAAACGCAACUGCUGCACCCAUGUACUCCGCCCAUCAAGGAGCAGCAGGGGCAGGUAUGGUAGCAAUGCCUUUACUGCCUCUCCUACACUUUCCGCCGCAACCGGGUUUGAUACCCACGGGGCCACCACCUGGGAUUUUCCCUGGAGUAGUACCUGGUCUGGUGGGAUUUGGUGGGGGAAACAAUGCGAACAAGGUGGGAAUGCCUCCGUUUUUUGCCUUCUCGGGUCCACCAGAUACUUCUGUUGCUGUCAAAAAUGAUGAUGCUACAAACUUGGAUCAAGUGAACUUGUUUGGGAGGAGGUCCUCCGAAAAUCGAAACUACUGCAAUGUUGCACCUUUAAUUCCGCCCGACACUAUGAAACUAACCGAAUGUGGCGAUGUAGCUUGUGUGCCUACAAAUGUGGACAAUUCAUAUACGAUGACGCUGCAAAAAAGUAAAGCUACUGGCAAUCUGGGCGACCCCAUUGAAGUCUCAGACGAAGAAUCCGAUGAAGCUAUAGACAAAAUAGAAACCCCGAAAUUAUUUGAAAACAAGUCCGAGUUGGAUUUAAGAAAUAUACUGCCUAUACCUGAUAAGGUUAAAAAUUUCAAGAGCCCCGUGAAAUUGAGCCUUGUAGGCUGUGCCCCUCCAACAACCAGCUCCACAUCCUCUAUUUCUUCCUCAUCAACAUUUCCGCCGCGAUUCGAAUUAUCCACUUUUAUGGGCGGCGGCGACAAGUUCAGUUUGGCAGGUGGAGCAGAUCUUAUUCCACUGUCACGCGUGGAUUGCGGCUCUGCAUAUUCCUCGCAAAAAGUUCCCUCCAAUAGCUUGACAGCUCAGCAUAAUACCAACGAUGAUCAUCAAUCGUUUUUGCCAAAGUUUCCGACAUACGAAGACAUUACCAUUAUACCAACCGGAGUAGUAUCUUCGACAGAUCUCAAGCAGCGCAAGCAUCACAAGAAGCUAAAGAAAAUAAAAGAGGGCAAGGUCAAGAAAAAAAAGGACAAGAAGGAAAAAACUAAAGAAAAGGAUCUUAUUUUGGGAGGCGGCAUAACGACCACAUCCGAAAAGAGUGACAAAAAAAAGAAGGAGAAGAAAAAGAAAGAGAAGCAACAGACCACAUCAAUAAUCCAUAUACCCGAUGAUGACGGGAAUGAGGGUUUGCCUUUAACGAACAACAUCGUCCAACAUGGCCCCGCUCCAAACCUUUUUGUGGGCACAACACCUGCAACUGCAAUUUCCCCAAAGUCGACUCCGACUCCUUCUCCAACACAGAUUCCAAAAUUAACGCUGAAACUAAGUGGGAAAUCCACGCCUUUGCCACUUCCAGUUGGUGAAACGAUGGAUAUAAAAACACCUCCGACUAUCCAACGGGAAAGAGAUCAUUCGCCGGAACUUGCUCGCUUCUCUCCACUGGUCACAGGUCCACCGAAAACGAAACAAUCUGAUACAAUCUCUGCAAUGGCAAUCGCACCUCCCCUAGGGAAUCUUGCAGGCUAUUCUCCUGCUAAUCCUACAGCUGUGCAGAUGCCUUCUCUGGUACCUAGUCCGACGAAUACAAGGACUCUACAUCCACCAAUGGCAUCAGCUCCAUCCUCCUGGAUGUCGAUCUCAAAUGACAGCACUAAUACACAUACCUCAGCUACGUGUACGCUCUCUGCCAACUCCGUUCUAUUGCCACAACAAUUAAUGCUGAUGACGACGCCUCCAAAACCAAAUAUAACUAAUUUUCCAUCAACGAACGUCGCAGCAGCAACCACCGGAAGAACGUCUUCAUCCAAUAGUCCCGCAGAAAAUCCCUCCCAAGUUUUGGAAACCAAAAAUCACCACCGACCUUCAUCCUAUGUGGAUGCCGAAGGCAAUCGAAUUUGGAUUUGUCCUUCGUGCGGUAAAGUGGAUGACGGUUCUGCCAUGAUUGGCUGCGAUGGCUGCGAUGCCUGGUAUCAUUGGAUCUGUGUGGGCAUAACCAUAGCUCCCAAGGACAACGAUGAUUGGUUCUGUCGUGUUUGCAUCACUAAAAAGAAAGUUGGGAGUUCGGAUAAAAAGGCAAAGAAACGAAAUAAGAAAAAAAUAAACUAAAAAGCUAAAAAAUGCAUAUUAAACA
Molecule: messenger RNA, 4078 nt
Organism: Drosophila serrata
Lineage: Eukaryota; Metazoa; Arthropoda; Insecta; Diptera; Drosophilidae
Gene: Taf3
Product: TBP-associated factor 3
Biological process (GO): positive regulation of transcription by RNA polymerase II
Cellular component (GO): transcription factor TFIID complex
Molecular function (GO): protein heterodimerization activity; transcription factor binding; p53 binding
Source: RefSeq, a predicted model, not a curated record